Neofelis nebulosa (Clouded leopard) is the source of this 3259-nucleotide messenger RNA. RefSeq lists its product as uncharacterized. Gene Ontology annotation, molecular function: nucleic acid binding; RNA-DNA hybrid ribonuclease activity. The record is from RefSeq and is a predicted model, not a curated record. Gene Ontology annotation, biological process: DNA integration; virion assembly. Lineage: Eukaryota; Metazoa; Chordata; Mammalia; Carnivora; Felidae.
AGCGAUCUAAGUGUUGUGUUCUCUAUUCUAUAACCUUUAAGUGUUAAAAUCCUUCUCUUUCACAGGUGACCUGGCCUGGCCCAGCCAGAAAUCCUCAUAACUUUACUGUUUCUCCUUUUAAUCCUUUCCUCCACCUCCAGGAUACAGAUGGGCCAAUCUCAAAGCACUCCCCUUUCUCUCCUCGUUGCUAACUUCAGGGAUGUUAGAACCAGAGGACAGAAUUUGAGUUUAGACAUCCAGCGGGGAAAAUUAAUAACCCUCUGCCGCUCCGAAUGGCCAACCUUUGGCGUUGGAUGGCCAACCGAAGGAACUUUCUGCCUCCCUAUAAUUGCUAAGCCCACCUGGGACGACUGUCAGCAGCUCCUCCGCAUCCUGUUCACUACAGAGGAGCGAGAGAGGAUCCAAUUAGAAGCAAGAAAGCUGGUUCCCGGAGACGACGGUCGGCCGACAUCUAACCCUGACCUCAUUAAUGCGGCUUUCCCCCUAACCAGACCUCCACAGGACGAAUGGGACUACAACACGACAGAAGCUGCCGAGACACCCGAAGCCUGCAUCCAGGGAACCGAAGGUCUCCUGCGAACUCUGGCAACCUUAGGCUACCGCGUCUCAGCAAAGAAGGCUCAGAUCUGCAAGUCAGAGGUAACUUACCUGGGUUACUUACUGAGAGGGGGGCAACACUGGCUAACGGAUGCCUGGAAGGAGACUGUCCUUCGUAUUCCCAGGCCGCAGACACCCCGACAGGUGAGGGAAUUCCUAGGGUCGGCUGGGUUCUGCAGACGAUGGAUACCAGGGUUUGCUGAAUUAGCAAAACCUUUAUACCAGGCAACAAAAGAUCAACAGCCCUUUAGUUGGAUGGAAGAAGCCCAACAGGCCUUCCAACGAAUCAAAACUGCUCUGCUAUCAGCACCUGCCCUGGGACUCCCCGAUGUCUCCAAACCCUUCCACCUAUAUGUAGAUGAAAACCGGGGCAUAGCCAAGGCGGUGCUAACCCAGCAUUUGGGCCCUUGGCGCAGGCCAGUAGCCUAUCUGUCUAAAAAGCUAGAUCCAGUGGCCGCCAGAUGGCCACCCUGUCUCCGGAUGAUUGCAGCCACUGCCCUAAUGGUAAAGGACGCUGAUAAGCUGACCAUGGGCCAAGAGCUACAAGUCACCACCCUGCAUGCCAUCGAGGGCAUCCUCAAGCAGCCGCCUGACUGAUGGCUGAGCAAUGCCCAACUCAUUCAUUACCAGGGACUGCUGUUGAACCCCCUCAGGGUCAUCUUCACCCCCCCAACGGCCCUGAACCCAGCAUCACUGCUGCCAGACGCAGACAUGGGAACCCCACUUCAUGACUGCGCCGACAUACUGGCUCAAGUUUAUGGGGUCCGGGAGGACUUGCAGGCACCAUUAUUGGAUGCAGACGCCAUCUGUUUUACCGACGGAAGCAGCUUCGUUCACCAAGGACAAAGGUAUGCGGGGGUGGCAGUAACUUCAGAAACCGAGGUGAUUUGGGCAGAAGCCCUACCCCCCGGAACCUCAGCCCAGAAGGCUGAACUAAUAGCCUUAACCCAGGCCCUAAAAUUAGGGAGAGACCACAAGCCAACCGUGUACACUGAUAGUCGAUAUGCCUUUGCCACCGCUCAUGCACAUGGGGUGAUAUACAGAGAACGGGGGCUCCUCACAGCUGAAGGGAAAGACAUCAAAAAUAAAGAAGAGAUUCUAGCCCUGCUAGCAGCCUUAUGGGAACCCAAAAAGCUAGCGAUUGUGCAUUGCCCAGGACACCAGAAGACAACCGACCCAGUUUCCCGGGGCAACAAUUUGGCCGAUCAGACUGCAAAAAACAUAGCUCGGCCCCCAGCGCAAUUGCUGACCGUACAGCUGCCAGACCCCGGACCCCGGGAAUUGCCCCCCAGCCCUGAGUAUUCAGAAAGCGACAUUCAAUGGAUGAGUAAACUUCCUAUGACCCGAAUCAAAGAUGGCUGGUGGAGAGACUCCAAAAGCAGCAGUAUACUCCCAGAUAAACUAGGAUGGCAAGUUCUAGAGUGGAUCCAUCGCAGCACCCACUUAGGUUCCUGGUGAAUGUUGGACUUACUGAGACAGACUGGACUAAAAAUCAGAAAUGUCUCUGAUAAGGUCGAUCAAGUAGUCACUAAAUGUACAGUGUGCCAACUCAACAAUGCGAGUAGCAAUCCUCAGACAACAGGGGUAAGACAAAGAGGGAGCAGACCGGGUACCUAUUGGGAAGUAGAUUUCACUGAGGUAAAACCAGGAAAAUAUGGAUAUAAGUAUUUGCUAGUUUUUGUAGAUACCUUUUCAGGAUGGACUGAAGCCUUUCCAACCAAGAAUGAAAUGGCGCAGAUUGUAACCAAAAAGAUCCUGGAAGAAAUCCUGCCCAGGUAUGGUUUUCCAGUAAUGAUAGGGUCAGACAAUGGACCUGCAUUCGUCUCUAAAGUAAGUCAGGGACUGGCUUCCAUACUUGGGGCUGAUUGGAAAUUACAUUGUGCAUACCAACCCCAAAGCUCAGGACAGGUAGAGAGAAUGAACAGAACAUUAAAGGAGACCCUAACCAAAUCGACCAUGGAGACUGGCGCUAAUUGGGUGGUCCUUCUCCCCUACGCUCUGUUCAGGGUGCGUAAUUCCCCAUACAAACUGGGACUCACACCCAAUGAAAUAAUACAUGGUAGACCACCCCCCAUCAUCCCUAACCUAACAGAUAACCUUGUCAAAGCUGAGAACGAUAAUAGUCUUGAAUUCUUGUUCUCCCUACAAGCCUUGCAGAGGGUCCAUGAAGAUGUAUGGCCCAAAUUAAAGGAACUCUAUGAGACUGGACCCCCGCCUAUUCCACAUCAAUUCCGGCCAGGGGAUUGGGUCCUCAUCAAAUGUCAUCGGCAGGGAACUCUGGAGCCCAGGUGGAAAGGACCCUUCCAGGUCAUCCUGACAAUGCCUACUGCCAUCAAAGUAGACGGAAUCGCCACCUGGAUCCAUUUCGCCCACACCAAACCAGUGGACCCGUUCUCAGACCUCAUUGGACCUUCAAAGACAACCUGGACUGUUGAUCAGACUAAGGACAAUCCUGUAAAAUUGACCCUACGCCGCCAACGGACUGAGCUGUAUCUAUGGUACUUGCCCUCCUCUUGAUUGUUCUGCAAAUUCUGUCUGUAAAUCCAAACCCCCACAACCCCUAUAAUUUGACAUGGGAAAUUACUAAUUUAGAGACUCAUGAAGUCUACAACAAAACCCUAGGAACUGCCCCAUUAAAUACCUGGUGGCCAGAUUUAUAUUU